Gongylonema pulchrum is the source of this 525-nucleotide messenger RNA. The record is from the annotation of a GenBank genome assembly. NCBI's taxonomy places the organism in Eukaryota, Metazoa, Nematoda, Chromadorea, Rhabditida, Gongylonematidae.
AUGAUGGCUGCUCAAGAAAUGUACGGCUUAUUGGCGAAGAGUAACAGCAUUGAAGCACCUGCUGAAUACACAUUUAUCGAGACCGAAACACCCUUAGUAUCGGGCGAAAAAAAACCGGUCGAAUCCAUAAAAAAUGAAGAAACCGUUUCAAAGAAUGAGGAAAAGGAUGAGCUAUUGGAACUGAUAAAUUCGGGCGAUGAAAGUAUAAGUAAACUUUUCGUGCCACAAACACUGGAAUAUACCAUCUUCUCGAUGGACUUAGACGGUGACCAGCAGUGUAUUUUGACGUUGCGUGGUCCGAAUGAAAUCAAAAAUUCCUUCUGUGGAUUUGGACGCACCGAAAAAGACGCCAAAAAUUGGGCAGCACGAAAUGCGCUGACACAUUUGGAACUUUUUCUUCGAAACAGUGCAUUGUUCCCAGCCAAAGAUGCGCAAAAAGAGAAACCACCAAGUGGAAGUCAGCAAAAACCACCAGCAACAACAACGAAACCAACUCCAGGCCGAUGUCUUCUAACAGAUCUAUAA